Messenger RNA from Helianthus annuus (common sunflower), 2662 nucleotides. RefSeq names its product protein TPX2. Gene Ontology annotation, biological process: activation of protein kinase activity; regulation of mitotic spindle organization; mitotic spindle assembly. Bases 181 to 2511 code for a protein of 776 amino acids. Gene Ontology annotation, cellular component: nuclear microtubule; mitotic spindle. The record is from RefSeq and is a predicted model, not a curated record. Lineage: Eukaryota; Viridiplantae; Streptophyta; Magnoliopsida; Asterales; Asteraceae. Gene Ontology annotation, molecular function: protein kinase activator activity; microtubule binding. The transcript has 17 exons.
UUUUUUAAAAUAAUAAGAUGGUUAAAGAGACCCAAACUGUUAUUAAUCCAGUAGCAAUGACGACGGAGGACUCAGUUUCCGGUUGAAAUCUGUUUUCCGCUCUCAAACCCUAACCUGAAACUAAAAUUCGUCUUCUACCUAAUCAAUUUCCAGUUGAAAUCUGUUAUUAAUCCAGUAGCAAUGACGGAGGACUCAGUGGAUGUGAUAAUUGAUCCUGAUUACGAAUUCCGUGCACCAAAAUUUUACGAUUUCGUUAAAGGAGAAACUGACGAUCAGAUUCGUGAAACACAGCUAUGGUUCGAUACGGCUCUUGCUUAUGCCCCUUCUCCCAUAAUGCACAAGAUCAAGACUACAAGAGCCUUUCAGUUGGACACCGUUUGUAAUUUUCCAGAAACAUCUGAGAAGGAACCUGUACCAUCUGAGUCAACAAGUUCAUCACAUACUUUGAAGAAAGUUGAUUUGGAACCAGAGAAACACAGUGCAAAUACUGAGCGUUAUCCUUCUGAAGAUGCGACCUCAAAUGAUGAAGACGUUGAAAGCGUUUCCAAUCAGUUAUGCGUUGUCGAGAAGCCAACCGAACUCACGAAAGAUCUCCCUUCUUCAAAUCUGACAGUUGAACAAACUAAGACCCAAAUAACCACAUACCCUUCUCAAGGAGAAGAAGCAUGCACCCCUAAGGCUUCUCAAAAGAACAAGAACAUGUUACAAACAGAAUCCAAGAAGCAACAGACAGCCAGAAGAAUUGCUAGUGCACUCAAGAAUCCAUCCACACUCGAAUCGAAGAACCAAACACAAGCUAAAUGCACCAAAACACCAUCUACUGUGAGAAGGGAUACAAAUCGAACGAAUAAGGUUUGUGGUACACUUAAUUUUGCUCAAGAAAACCAAGCCGUAAAGAGGCAGAAGCUUGAAGAGGGGAAGACAAGACAGAUUUUGAAUAUCGAAACACAAAUCUUGCCCCACAAAACAAGUCCAGGGGUUGUUAGCAACUCCAACUUAGCCAUCCCAUCAACAAGAUCUCGAACGGAAGAAAGAAAGAUGUAUAUUCGUGACCAUGCCCCGGUUCCAUUUGUUUCAACGGCGGAAAUGAUGAGAAAGUUUCAAACCGGCACACGGGAUCUGAAUCUGCCUCCCCGUCCUUCUUCACUAUCACAUGAUGAUCCUCCAAGUCAAGUGAUGCAAAGAAAGACUAAACUAACACUAACUCGACCGAAAGACCCCGCUUUUGAAACAUCUCAGCGCGUUAGAUCUGUUAAACUCAAGAGUUCAGCAGAGCUCGAGGAAGAGAUGAUGGCUAAAAUUCCCAAGUUCAAGGCUCGUCCUCUCAACAAAAAGAUACUUAAGGCUCCAACCUUACCAGCGAUGAAGCGAAGCACACCUCAGCUUCCCGAAUUCCAUGAAUUUCAUUUGGAAACAACCGAAAGAGCUAAUCAAAAUGCAGAAACUUCAACCGUUGCAUCAACAGAAACAGCAGCAGCCUCUCGGGUUCAUCAAUGGAAGCCUCAUCUUACAACACCAAAAACACCACCUCUACAAACGUUAUUAAGGGCACGACCUGUGAAGAUCAAAAGUACCGAAGAACUAGAAAAGGAAGAGCUAGAGAACGCUCCCAAAUUCAAGGCCAGGCCUUUGAACAAGAUGAUAUUUGAAAGCAAAGGUGAGAUGGGAUUGUUUUGUAACCGAAAGCGACAAGUUACAACGCCACAAGAGUUUCGUUUUGCUACUGAUGAAAGGAUUCCGCCUGCAUCCUCAAAUGUUGCCGACUUGUUUCAUAAGCUAUCGGUGCACUCGGUUUCGCACAACCAGAAACAAGUUACUAGGAAUACUGCACCCAAUCCGUUCCAUUUGCAAACUGAGGAAAGAGGAGCAAAGAAAGUAAAGAGAUUUGUAACGGAAGUGAUGCACAAGCAGAUAGAAGAGGAGCAGGCCAUAAUUCCCAAAGCUACCCCAUAUCAGUUUACUACGGAUUACCCUGUGGUUCCACCAAAACCACAGCCUAAACAGUGCACCAAACCAGAACCGUUUCGAUUAGAGAGUGUGGCAAGGCAUGAAGAAGAAGUACGAAAGGACAUGGAAGAAAGAAAGAGGUUGAAAGAGGAAGAAGCUAGGAUGAGAAUGUUUAAGGCACAACCGAUAUUGAAAGAGGAUCCUGUUCCAUUACCUGAGAAAGUCCGCAGGCCACUGACUGAAGUUCAGGAAUUCGAUCUGCAUGCACAACACCGAGCAGUGUAUAGAGCGGAAUUUGACAAAAAAGUCAAGGAGAAAGAGAUGAUGUACAAAAGAUACCGUGAUGAAGAAGAGUCUGCAAAGAUGAUGGAGGAGGAGAAAGCUUUAAAACAACUAAGAAGGACUUUGGUACCUCAUGCAAGACCAGUGCCAAAUUUCAGCAAGCCUUUUUUACCUCAAAAGUCAUCAAAAGGAGUCACAAAACCAAAAUCACCAAGACUGAAGAUCGCUGAAAGAACAGAAAGAAGAAAGAUGGUGGUUGCUGCGGCAUCAAAUAUGAGGUGAUAUGUGUGGCAAAAUUCUUGAUUUUCCAUUCAAGAGUUAUUGAAUUAAAACUAUCAUAUUCUGACCAGUAAUUCUUUCAUUGAUUUCUAUGACAAGCUGUUGUUAGCAGUGUGUAUUCAUUGUGCGUGGUUAUUUUGUUUUGCUUCAGUUA